AUGGAGGAUAAUCGGGGGAGCAUUGGCGAGACGAAUAGUACACAUUCUUACUACACAGCAUCCGCCGCUGCCACCGCUGCCACCUUUGUUACCGCCACCGCUGUUACUGCCCCCGCCUCUCCUUCAAGCGCACGCGCCGCCCCUGGGCCUCGAAUAUGGGGACUUCGCAAAGGAUCAGUAACAUCUGAGUGCACCUGUCCAUCGAAUCGGGGAUCGGUGGCCCUCCGCGAUAGCGUCGCAUACCCCUCUUCCGACUCUACCUUUGAGGCCAGCAUCAUCAAGGGUACGGCGCAGGCCUGCCAAUGUCACCCAAGCAAACCUCGGUUGAUUGAUCUCGACAAUUUACGCCUCAAAGUAAAGGAUCUUCGGCGGAGCAUGUCCAGAAACAACAGCAUCGCAGAAGAAACUUCGUCGUGGUCGAGAGACAUCGAAUUAAGCCCGCCCCAGCACAUAGUUAUCCACCCACCCACAGAGCAGCGAACCGCGACCGAUAUGUCCAACGAAACCCAGAGUGAUAGCUUCAAAGUUGCCAAGACUCGAUCACCCUCUUUGCUUAUACCUCCAAAGAGAUUUCGUGACAAGAUUCGAAGUAAGCAUUUUAAUCGGACACCUGAAAAUUUGGAGCUCGAAUGCCCGGGCCACACGGAAGUCCAAAAUGAGCGUAGGAUAAAAGGAGUGUGGUCCCCGUGCUGCGUGAUUCUGUAA
This is a messenger RNA of Hypoxylon fragiforme, 705 nucleotides long. RefSeq lists its product as uncharacterized. The coding region runs from base 1 to 705 and encodes 234 amino acids. Lineage: Eukaryota; Fungi; Ascomycota; Sordariomycetes; Xylariales; Hypoxylaceae. The record is from RefSeq and is a predicted model, not a curated record. The transcript has a single exon.